This is a messenger RNA of Mugil cephalus (flathead mullet), 4168 nucleotides long. It is a transcript of the gene depdc1, whose product is annotated as DEP domain containing 1a. The coding region runs from base 164 to 2728 and encodes 854 amino acids. Gene Ontology annotation, biological process: intracellular signal transduction. Lineage: Eukaryota; Metazoa; Chordata; Actinopteri; Mugiliformes; Mugilidae. The record is from RefSeq and is a predicted model, not a curated record. The transcript has 12 exons.
GCGAGUAGCCAGGUCCACAGUGCGUGUUGGAGCUGCAGUUUCUGUUCCCGCAGCAAAACACCGAUAAAUGUUUCCUCGAGUGAUGGAUAUGUACACAUUUCGGCAUAUCGGAUGAAGUGGAAAGUCUAGCUGCGGUCUUGUUUCGUCGUUUUCUGUGAUAAGUAUGAGUUCUCAUGUUAUCACGCCUGGACCGUACCGUGCCACGAAGCUGUGGAAUGAGGUGACUCGGUUGUUCCGGGCCGGCAUGCCCCUCAGGAAGCACCGCCAGAACUUCAGGCACUACGCUUCCUGCUUCACCGCCUCCGCCGCUGUGGAUUGGCUGCAUCAGCUGCUCCGUAGCAACAACAACUUCGGCCCCGACGUCACCAGGCAACAAACGGUACAGCUCCUGAAGAAGUUUCUAAAGAACCACGUGAUCGAAGAUGUGAAGGGUCGCUGGGGAACGGAGGAUCUGGAGGACAACAACACGCUCUACAGAUUUCCCACCACUUCUCCUCUGAAGCGCAUUCCCUGUCCUACUCCAACCUCCAACUCCAUAAAGAAAAGACCUUCAUUUAGGGAUAAGGAAGGCUUCUUCAAGUUUAGAAGCAUUAAGAAACAUGACAAGGAAUCUCUGGAAAACGUGGAUCCUGCUCUUCAAGCACAACAAAAGGGAGGAACUGAUCCAACAGACGAGCAACAGAUGCAGAGACGAGAGCUGACAGAGGAGGACGAACAAGACAUCUGGAGAGACAUCACCUUGACCCACCUCCAGAGGAUUCUGGGCGUCACUUCUCUCGAUGGGGUUUUAGACCCGCGUUAUGUGAACCCACAGAACAUCAUUCAUAACAUGAGCAAAGUCAACAAACACGGAGUGGUCACACUAGAUGACAAGACCAAUGACCUCCCACACUGGGUUUUAUCCGCCAUGAAGAGCCUGGCUAACUGGCCAAAGUACGACAGCGCUCAGCCGUCCUACCCCGGCUUUGAAAGAGACGUCUUCAAAACGGUGUCUGACUACUUCUACAGCCUCCCACAGCCACUGCUCACAUAUGAACUGUAUGAACUGUUUAUCAACGUCCUGGUGUUUUGUGGGUACGUUGCAGCACCCGCCACGUACCAACGAGGGAAACGCAAGAAGUCAGAUCUUCCUUCAGCUCCCCCUCCGGCCAAGUCCUCUUUCCGCUCCACCGAGUGUCUCCUCCUGUCGCUGCUCAGACAGGGGACGUGUGACGAGACGGAGUCGCCCAUGAGAGAGGUGCUCGUCGGGAAACUGGCUGCGCUGAAAGGAGCCGGAGGCCAGUUAGGAGGCAGCUGCAUGAGCCUCGGCGCAGCCGCUUCCACGAGACCUCAAACCAGGAGCAGCUCGCUGGAAACGAUCCUCGAUGACUCUGCUCCAAUCACCCGGCAGCGGCUGUUUCUGUCCAAUGACAGCCUGGCGUCAUGCCUCCAUAGCAACGGGAGCCAGGACGACAGCUCUGCCUUCGCGGCUGCACUCAGUAAUUCAGAUUUUAAAUCUGUGUCAAAAAUAUCUCCUGUUACUGGUGAAAACGCUCCAGGGGCCACGAACAUAUACAGACUGUCUGGGCUGUCGGCUGCACCGAGGCCGCGUUCCCUGCGGCCACGCAGCGCGGGCAGUUGCCUGGACAUCGUCAUGGAGACCAGGGAGGAGGAUGUCAAAGAGAUCAAGUGGCAGGGUCGCUCGACCAGCUGCUUCAACGUGAACACUCCUGCAAGCCAGCACCACUCCUCCUCCUUAGCUUCGCGCCCUCCCUCGCUGUCUUCCCGCCACGCCUCCUCUUCCUGUCGCCCCCUCUUCUCCUCCUCUCUUUCAUCUGCUGCAACCAAAGCACAAGGGUCCAACGCUGCUACAGGACCCAGUGGGCCCAGACCCGCCUCCAGUACCUCUAAUCUCUGGACGCUCCCUGCUCCCGCUGUUGUCCGACGCUGCCUCAGCUCUGUGGAUGUGUCCAAGCCGCCUCGACCCGUUUCACUGUUCAAACCGCCUGUCUGUGUGCCCACCAGCAGCUCCCAGCCCCCCCAACCCAAACCUGAGCACAGUGUUCUCAAGCCUCAGUGCGAACGCGUCGCCAUCGAGGCCCUGCAGCUCUGCACCCUCCUCCUCCCUCCCGCCUCCCGCAGGAAGCUGCAGCUCCUCAUGAGGAUGAUGUCUCGCAUCAGCCAGAACGUGGACAUGCCUCGCCUUCACCAAGCCAUCGGCACCCGGACACUGAUGGUUCACACGUUUUCGGGCUGCGUCCUGGGCAGCGCUGAGGAGUGGGAUCUGGACGAGCUGCUGGCGACCAGGCUGGUGUCGUUUCUAAUGGACCAUCAAGAAAGCAUCCUCUCAGUCCCGGAGUACCUGCUCAGUGCCAUCACUGACCGCGUACAGUACCUGCGCACAGUACAGGUCCCAAUCGACUCCGUUCCCGAUACCGACAGCACCGGUCCAGUCUGCGUCCCGGUGCCGAUGUACGCGUUCUGCCAUCAGAUCAGCAGCGCCGAGUUUGAGCAGCAGAAGCUGGAGGCGUCUCAGAAGGCCAUGGAGGAGCUGCUGGAGAUCCUGCUGACGGACCAAAACAUGAGCGAGAAGGACCGACGCAAGAAACUGAAGCAGUUUCAGAAGCAGUACCCGGACAUCUACAGGCGUCGAUUUCCCCCUUCAGAGACCGAGGGAAACAGCAAACCAAAGAUUAAACCUCCGCUCCUCAACAUCAGGAAGACCAAAGCUUUCAGCAUCAGGAACUAAACCGGUGUAGAAGACACAGUUUUGUUGCUCUUGUUGUGUUUGCUGCACUAUCACUGCACUGAGGCUUCCUGUGUGUUACAUUGGAAAGACUGUUAUACCUGAAUAUGUGCGCGCGUUCACGUUGUGUGUCUGUUCAUGGAUGGACACGUUCACACAGUUUGUGUGUGUUUUUAACACGUUUUCAGGUUUUUAGUUGAACUGUUCUCUCUUUAUAAACUGUCUUUUCUCAUCUCCUGUCUUCUCCUAUGGUUGUGUUUAAAUAAGCUUCAAAGGACAUUUGGGAGAAAAAUAUGCAAAACUGAGAUCACUGGUCAACAUGGGAACAAUUAGAUGAUAUAUUUCUUUAUUUAUAUCAGUGAAGAUGUAGGGAGCAGUGAUAGAUGUUGUUUUUAUAUAGUUGCCUUCAUUUAUCAUAGGAUAAGUGCAUAAAGUCUAAUGUUAAGCCUUUUCUCAAAAUAUUUGCUGGCUUUCUUUCUUCCUUUUCUUGGCCUCAUUUGUGUUUUUAAAUCCUUUUAACAAUAUUAGUUUAUUUUAUAGGGAUUUUUAGUUGUUGUACUUUGUUUUUUUUUGUUUUGUUUUUUUUAACUGGGACAGUUUAAUUGUAUUCGUUGUGUGCGUUUGUCUCAUCUCUGCUUUGUUCAUUGGGUUAGAGAAAUGUUUUGCACUGGGUUUGGGCAUUGUGAAUCGCCAGCAAGCAUAUGUCAAUCAUCAGAAUACUUAUUUAUACAUAUUUAAUUCAUAUUUGACUCCCUAACGAAACUUUUUACCAGUCACGCGGUUAGUUUUACUUAAAAAGUUGCUGCAGCUUCUAAUUCAUUGCUUAAUUAAAUGUUUUCUCCACAUCCGUUCAUUUCAGCGCUAUACGGGCAUAACUGAGCCCACAUCACGUCAAGUAUCUGAAGACAUGCAACAAACUUGACUCAAAAUGGCUAUUACAUAGUUUUUUUUGUUAACUUAUCUUAGGCUAUAUGAAGUAUUUGUUCUACCCUGAUAUGUUUGUCUAUACCUCAGAUUAAAUGGUACGUGUAUGUGUUACCAUAUAUACAUUCAUCAGCAGUGUUUUAGACUUUCUUUUUUUUUUUUUAACAGAGGAGUGAGUCACAACUCUCUCGCUCUACAUUGUUUACUAUGCAAAGUUCUGGGAAAUAAACGUGAUUGGCUUGUCUUUGUUAAAACAGACGCAACAGUAGUCAUUUUCUUGUCACUCAAGUUCAUGUUAGAGGGAGCACUGGGGCUGCAGUUCAGAGGGUGUACAGUCAUCAAACAACAACAUUUCUGUCACUAUUGCUUGUUAUAGAUCAUUUCUAGCGUUAUCUGAUGUGCUGGCCUGUAGUUCUUCUCUUGAUGAAGCAAAAGCUGAAUCUUAAGUCCAAAUGUUGCAUCGUCAGUCCCGAUGCCAUCGACACUGACAAGCAAGUGAAAACAAACUGUGUGCAGCAA